AACUAGCAAUUGCAUAGCUAAUAUAACAACUCUUUCACUAUUGUUUAAAGUACCUAUGGAGCGCUUUAACUACUACUAAAACCUCCAAUCAAUUUCCUUCUGUCUUACUGUCUGCCCUCUUACAUUCUGUAAAUUUCUAUGUCCUCAUUCUCCUGCAUUUCUAUCAGUCAUAGUCAAAUGCUUUGCUUCUACCCUGUCAUUACUGUUCUUCAUGUCACUGAACUUUUGCCUAUUUCCCAUUUCCUUCUAAUUCCUUUUGUUUUUUCCCUUCCAGCUCUGAGCCUUUCCCGUUUACUUGUCUCUUGCUAUUGUUUCUCACAGCCUUUCCUUCAUUCUUUGUCAUUCCUUCCUUUCCCCUUUUUCUUCCGCCCCUCACCAUUUUAGAUACUUUCUGCUCCCUAUAACAUUACAACACACACUGAAAAUACAGAUUUAGUGCAUCAGAUUUGUUUAAUAUGUAUUUCAUGGAUCAGCAGGACCUGCCUGACCUGAAACCAACUUUUUCUCAAAACAAGCUGACCCAAUCCUGCGAUGGGGUGAUUUUGAAAGCAACUAUGAUUAAAAAAUCUCAACAAAAGAAAAGAACAUCACCAUGCAACUACAAGGAGAGGUUUUUUGUAUUGGACACACAAGAUCUGAAGUAUUCUGAACGCCGUCCCGGGAAAAAGCCCAUGCUGAAAGGUUGCAUCGAGCUGUCCAGAAUCAAGUGUGUGGAGAUCGUGUGUACUGAGGUCCCCAUACCAUGCAACUAUAAGUACCCUUUUCAGGUUUUUCAUGACAACUAUUACCUCUACAUUUUUGCUCCAGACAAUGAUUGCCGUCAGAGAUGGGUCAGAGCUCUCAAAGAGGAGACAAAGCAUAACAAUUUGGUUGCAAAAUACCACCCAAACUUCUGGAUGGAUGGAAAAUGGAGAUGCUGCCAACAAACAGAGAAGCUGGCGCCAGGUUGCCACGUAUAUGACCCUGUGGGCUAUGCUUCUAAAAAGCCACUUCCUCAACUCCCGGAUCCAGAGAUAGGGCCACACGAUGCAGGACAGAGGAUGGUCAUCGCUCUGCAAGACUACAAGCCGGACGGAGACGACGACUUGCCUCUUCACAAAGACCAGGAGUAUAACCUCAUUAACAGCUCCAACUCUGACUGGUGGACCGUAGAGGAUGACAAGGGGAACAAGGGGUUUGUACCCAGUAUUUACGUAGCUGAAAAAUCUGGCAACAACUACGGGAGAUUUAAAUGGUACAAUAAAAAUAUAACCAGAGGGGAUGCAGAAGACUUGCUGAUGAAAGAGGGGAAAGAAGGUGCAUUCAUGGUGCGUGACUCGAGACAGGCGGGUGUCUACACAGUGUCGGUCUUCACCAAAGCACCGGGGUCUAACGGGGAGAAGAAUCCAAGAGUGAAACAUUACCAGAUCAGACAAACAGAAAAGGGAGAGGCCAAAUUUUACCUGGCAGAGAAAUACCUGUUCAGCACCAUUCCAGAGCUCAUCCAUUACCAUCAACACAAUGCUGCUGGCCUGAUAACGCGUUUGAGACACCCUAUCUCCCAAGACGGAGGCCGCUCCCGGGACACUGUUGACCCCUCAAAAGAUCAGUGGGAGGUGGACCCCGAGGAGCUGAUCUUGGGUGAGGAGUUAGGCAGCGGCCAGUUUGGGCUGGUGCUGGAAGGGAGAUGGAGGCAGAGGAAGGUGGCCGUGAAGAUGAUAAGAGAAGAGUGUAUGUCAGACGAGGAAUUUAAAGAAGAGGCGAGAGUCAUGAUGAGAUUGUCCCAUAAUAAGCUAGUUCAGCUCUAUGGUGUGUGCACCCAGCGUUCUCCCAUGUGUCUGGUGUCUGAGUUCAUGGAUAACGGCUGUCUGUCGGACUAUCUACAAGCCAGGAAAGGACGCCUGUCUCAGGACACAAUGUUGGGGAUGUGUCUGGAUGUCAGUGAGGGGAUGGCUUACCUGGAGAGCUCCAACUUCAUCCACAGAGAUCUGGCUGCCAGGAACUGUCUGGUCUCAAAGAACGAUGAGGUGAAGAUAUCUGACUUUGGUAUGACCAGAUAUGUGCUUGAUGAUCAGUACACAAGCUCCCAGUGCUCCAAGUUCCCUGUCAAGUGGUCGGCCCCAGAGGUCAUCAAAUACUGCAAGUUCAGCAGCAAGUCCGACAUCUGGUCAUUCGAUCCCAUCUACAGCUUUCACAGGAAAACACUUUCGUCGACUGGCUGACUACACAUCAAAAUCACCCAUGCUUCCCUGAUAGCACACUUAUUCUAAGUUUCUUCGCUACAGUGAACUAAAGCAGAAGCUCAACAAGACCACAAUGACUUGGCGCAAUUUUCCAGUGAGGGUCUCGGGACACAUUUUAUGCCAAGCACACAAAGCAAAAGAUUGUGUUGAAAAUAAUGUUGUGGAAAACCCAGGAGUUACAGAAGCAAUUUUUAAGGCGUGCAUUUUUAUAAGAUCUGAAGAAAAAUGAACGGCAGUGUAAAGGCAUUGGGCCUUUAAAAUUUGAUAUAUUUAAUUGAUUUAUUCAUUACGUGUGUGUGUAUUUAUGCCAACGGCUGUUAACCACUGGUAGCCCUUUUCAUGAUGCAAUGCCAUCUAGUGGAUUUGCAGUAAUAGUUUUUGGAAGAAGUUAACACUGUUAGGACCAUCGCCAAAACAGGCAGCAGCAUUUGGACAGUUCCCUGGGACAACAUGCUGUGUUCAGAAGUUAGGACUUGCUUGUAUCCAACUGGUGCAGGUUUUUGUGUUGAAAUAAAUGUGUUUAAUUACAACUUAUAAAGCUGUGAAUAUUUAAAAACGUUAAUACUAAACUGUAAGUGACAGCUCUGGAGGUUAUACAGCAUGUGUAAAAAUUUGCUACAAAAAUAACAAUAAUCUUAUUAGCCGUUUAUAAUUGAAUCAACAGUCACUCCUCUUUCUUUGGAUGAUGCCUGUCAUUAUCAUUCAAAACAUAUGCAAAAGAGAUAACAUGGAACAACCACCAACAUGAAAAUGAUUAACCAGAGACACCAGAAUUGGUUUUGGUUUGUCCUCCUCACUUGAAUGGUUUAACUGACCAACAGUCAGUCUCUCUGUAUGUGUGUUUGCUCUGUAACAAUCUGAGUCUCGCCGUUCACCCCUGCUCAGGCGUGCUCAUGUGGGAGGUGUAUAAUGAGGGCCGUCUUCCUUACGAGAACCGCUCAAAUGUUGAGGUGGUGGAGUCCCUGAACUCAGGCCUGCGGCUCCUGAAGCCACGCCUGGCCCCAGACGCUGUCCACCAGCUCAUGGAG
Molecule: messenger RNA, 3250 nt
Organism: Micropterus dolomieu (smallmouth bass)
Lineage: Eukaryota; Metazoa; Chordata; Actinopteri; Centrarchiformes; Centrarchidae
Gene: itk
Product: IL2 inducible T cell kinase
Exons: 17
Coding region: 456-2201 (581 amino acids)
Biological process (GO): T cell receptor signaling pathway; intracellular signal transduction; NK T cell differentiation
Molecular function (GO): ATP binding; protein binding; non-membrane spanning protein tyrosine kinase activity
Source: RefSeq, a predicted model, not a curated record